AUGGAUUCCAAUCCAUUUUUGAAUUUAAAUUUCGUUGAAUCUUCCCCCAUUCCUUUAUUUGGCACGCAAGCCACACAAGAUGCAAACUUCGAGCAACACAGUCCAGCGCAGCGUAAAGAACGGAGGGUUUGGACAGCAACAGAUGAUCUGGUCAUCAUCAGCGCUUGGUUAAACACCAGCAAAGAUGCUAUUGUUGCGAACGAACAGAAGUGUGGGGCCUUCUGGAAGAGAAUAGCAGACUACAUGGCUGCUAGUCCGAAGCUUGUAGGCAUUGAAAAAAGAGAGCAACUGCACUGCAAGAAUCGGUGGCACAAGAUCAAUGAUCAAGACUGCAAAUAUAACAAAAAGUUCAGUCUGGAACACGCCUGGAAGGAGCUUCGCUAUGACCAGAAGUGGUGUCUUAUAUCUACGGACAAAACCGGUAAAAAGAGAAAAGGUGAGGACGAUGUUGAGUCCUCAACAUCUCACGCAACUGACAAUGUGAGUGGUCAAUCAGUUGAUGUAAUGGAGCGGCCCCCUGGUGUUAAGGCUGCCAAGCGCCGCGGUAAAAAGCCAUUGGAAGAGGACAAGGAGGUACAGGGCUUUCAGCGUAUGUGGGAGGUUAAAGAAGAGGAUUGGUGUAGGAAAGAAAAGCAAGCCAAGAUAGGUCUACUUGACCGUCUACUGGCUAAAACAGAACCACUCGCUGACUAUGAAGAAACGCUAAAGAAGAAGCUCAUUGCUGAGUUGUUCUGA
Raphanus sativus (radish) is the source of this 735-nucleotide messenger RNA. Its product is annotated as glutathione S-transferase T3-like. The coding region runs from base 1 to 735 and encodes 244 amino acids. Lineage: Eukaryota; Viridiplantae; Streptophyta; Magnoliopsida; Brassicales; Brassicaceae. The transcript has 2 exons. The record is from RefSeq and is a predicted model, not a curated record.